Molecule: messenger RNA, 1494 nt
Organism: Panthera uncia (snow leopard)
Lineage: Eukaryota; Metazoa; Chordata; Mammalia; Carnivora; Felidae
Gene: TPH2
Product: tryptophan hydroxylase 2
Exons: 11
Coding region: 1-1494 (497 amino acids)
Biological process (GO): aromatic amino acid metabolic process; serotonin biosynthetic process
Cellular component (GO): neuron projection
Molecular function (GO): tryptophan 5-monooxygenase activity; iron ion binding
Source: RefSeq, a predicted model, not a curated record
AUGCAGCCGGCAAUGAUGAUGUUUUCCAGUAAAUACUGGGCAAGGAGAGGGUUUUCUCUGGAUUCAGCAGUGCCUGAAGAGCAUCAGAUACUUGGCAGCUUAACAGUUUCUACCUUCUUGAAGUUAAAUAAAGCUAACUCUGGCAAAAAUGAUGAUAAAAAAAGCAGCAAGGGGAACAGCAAAAGUGAAACUGGUCCCGAAAGUGGCAAGACGGCUGUUGUCUUCUCGUUGAAAAAUGAAGUUGGAGGAUUGGUAAAAGCGUUGAAACUCUUUCAGGAGAAACAUGUCAACAUGGUUCAUAUCGAGUCCAGGAAAUCCCGGAGAAGAAGUUCAGAGGUUGAAAUCUUUGUGGACUGUGAGUGUGGCAAAACGGAAUUUAACGAGCUCAUUCAGUUGCUGAAAUUUCAAAGUACAAUUGUAACGCUGAAUCCGCCGGAGAACAUUUGGACAGAGGAGGAAGAGCUAGAGGAUGUGCCCUGGUUCCCCCGGAAGAUCUCUGAGUUAGACAAAUGCUCUCACAGAGUUCUCAUGUAUGGUUCUGAGCUUGACGCCGAUCACCCAGGAUUUAAGGACAAUGUCUAUCGACAGAGAAGAAAGUAUUUUGUGGAUGUGGCCAUGGGUUAUAAAUAUGGCCAGCCCAUUCCCAGGGUGGAGUACACGGAGGAAGAAACAAAAACAUGGGGCGUUGUGUUCCGAGAGCUCUCCAAACUGUAUCCCACUCAUGCUUGCCGGGAGUAUUUGAAAAACUUCCCUCUGCUGACUAAACACUGUGGCUACCGGGAGGACAAUGUGCCUCAACUCGAAGAUGUGUCCGUGUUUCUGAAAGAAAGAUCAGGCUUCACGGUGAGGCCGGUGGCUGGAUACCUGAGUCCGCGAGACUUUCUGGCAGGACUGGCCUACAGAGUGUUCCAUUGCACUCAGUACGUCCGGCAUGGCUCGGACCCCCUCUACACCCCGGAACCAGACACAUGUCAUGAACUCCUGGGACAUGUUCCACUACUCGCGGAUCCUAAGUUUGCUCAGUUUUCACAAGAAAUAGGCCUGGCAUCUCUGGGAGCAUCAGAUGAAGAUGUUCAGAAACUAGCCACCUGCUAUUUCUUCACAAUUGAGUUUGGCCUCUGCAAGCAAGAAGGGCAACUACGGGCAUAUGGAGCAGGACUACUUUCCUCCAUUGGAGAAUUGAAGCAUGCUCUUUCUGACAAGGCAUGUGUGAAAGCCUUUGACCCAAAGACCACUUGCUUACAGGAAUGCCUUAUCACCACUUUCCAGGAAGCCUACUUUGUUUCAGAAAGUUUUGAAGAAGCCAAAGAAAAGAUGAGGGACUUUGCAAAGUCAAUUACCCGUCCCUUCUCUGUGUACUUCAAUCCCUAUACACAGAGUAUUGAAAUUCUGAAAGACACCAGAAGUAUUGAAAACGUGGUGCAGGACCUUCGCAGUGAUUUGAACACAGUGUGUGAUGCCUUGAACAAAAUGAACCAGUAUCUGGGGAUUUGA